This is a messenger RNA of Ilex paraguariensis (yerba mate), 822 nucleotides long. The record is from the annotation of a GenBank genome assembly. Lineage: Eukaryota; Viridiplantae; Streptophyta; Magnoliopsida; Aquifoliales; Aquifoliaceae.
AUGACAUUCGAACACUUGCUGACACUUCCUAGAACAAGUAGCUGCAAAAGUACCAACAAGAUCAUACCCUCAACCUACACAAGAUCAACAUCUCUCAAACCUGAACUUUCCGACGAUCUCAGUCUCUCUUACCAACCUAUCGUCCGAAAGGGCGCUCCGGUAAGCUUCCCACGCUUCUCCAAAACCCGUCUUGGAGUCUCCGAUCUCAUCCGAUCAUUUCUCAGCAUUCUCUCCUUCCCUUUAAUCCCCACUUGUCGCCGGUGGCUUACCAUACCAACCCAACUCUCCAUAACACCUUCACUUGGCCGGAAAGUUAUCGGCACUCUCUUCGGCAACCGGAGAGGCCUCGUGACGUUCGCCGUCCAAUACGAUUUACGAUCCGAACCUGUGUUACUUAUCGAACUGGCUGUUUCAACGUCGAGUUUAGUGAAGGAGAUGUCCUCUGGUUUGGUCAGAAUUGCAUUAGAAUGCGAAAAAGGCCCGCCGUCAGGCAACCCGUCACGUGCCCGGCCGGUAAAGUUGUUCAAUGAGCCUACGUGGACUAUGUACUGCAACGGCCGGAACUGCGGGCCAGCCAUGUCACGCACGUGCGGUGAGUCCGACUGGCACGUGCUCAAUACCGUCAGAAGCGUCUCAGUCGGCGCCGGUGUGAUUCCGGUGGUGGAAGAUGGCCAGAAAAGUGGUGGGUCAGAAGGUGAGUUGCUGUAUAUGAGAGCUAGGUUUGAGCGAGUCGUGGGGAGUCGUGACUCAGAAGCUUUUUACAUGAUGAACCCGGACGGCAAUGGAGGACCUGAACUCAGUAUAUUUCUACUUAGAAUAUGA